Cladocopium goreaui is the source of this 3129-nucleotide messenger RNA. The record is from the annotation of a GenBank genome assembly. NCBI's taxonomy places the organism in Eukaryota, Dinophyceae, Suessiales, Symbiodiniaceae.
GAUGGCAAAUUUGACCAACCCACACUGCAAGUCAGUGGAAGAGGUCUUGAAAUUUUACCAGGUGACUCCCGAGCAAGGACUCUCCAGUACACAGGUGGAGGAGUACAGAGCCAAGUAUGGACCAAAUGCUCUUGAAGAACAAGAGAAAAAGACCAUGCUGGAGCUCAUUAUUGAACAGUUCGAGGACACCUUAGUGCGAAUCCUUUUGGCUUCGGCCAUGAUCUCCUUCUUGUUGGCAUUCUUCGAUGAAAAGUCCAAGGAGGAAGGAUUAAAGGCCUAUGUGGAGCCCUUUGUCAUUUUGACCAUUUUGAUCCUCAAUGCAAUCAUUGCCAUUUGGCAGGAUUCGAAAGCCGAGAAGGCCUUGGACGCCUUGAAAAAGCUGGCUCCGGAGUGUGCCAUGGUCUUAAGGAAUGGUAGCUGGCAGAGCAUCGAUGCAGAAGAUGUGGUGCCAGGUGACAUUCUCGAGGUGCGCGUGGGUGAUAAGGUCCCCGCGGACGCACGUGUGAUGCAGCUGAAGACCACGACCAUCAAAAUCGAGCAGUCCCAGCUGACGGGCGAAUCGCAGAGCGUCACCAAGGAGGUGGCGCCGUUGCGCGAGAGCGAGGGGAAGACCUGGGUCAUCCAGGAGAAGUACAACCUGCUCUUCUCCAGCACCACGGUCUCCAACGGUGCCUGUUUGGCCUGCGUGGUGGCGACUGGGAUGAGCACCGAGAUCGGCAAGAUCCAGGCGGCCGUCACCAAGGCUGGCGAGGACGAAGAGCAAACGCCCCUGCAGCAGAAGUUAGAUGAGUUCGGUAAUUUGUUGGCGAAGAUGAUUGGCGUUAUUUGCCUCUUAGUGUGGAUGAUCAACUACAAGCACUUUUUCGAUCCAGUGCAUGGCUCGGUAUUGAAGGGAUGCAUCUACUACUUCAAAAUUGCAGUGGCCCUGGCGGUGGCCGCCAUCCCCGAGGGCCUGCCGGCGGUGAUCACCACCUGCCUGGCGCUGGGCACGCGACAGAUGGCCAAGCGCAACGCCAUUGUGCGGAAGCUGCCCUCGGUGGAGACCUUAGGCUGCACCACGGUGAUUUGCUCCGACAAGACAGGCACCCUGACUACCAAUGAGAUGUGUGUGGUCAAGUUGGCCAUGCCUGUGGCGGCGGGCAGCAGCAUGAAGUCUUGGGACGUCGAGGGGCAUAACUACACCCCCGUGGGCCGCGUCAGCGGGCUCAGCAUUAACUGGACCCAGUCCUUAGCCCUGCAGUUUCUGGCGAAGAUUGGGUGCAUGUGCAACGAGUCCCGACUCUUGAUCGACGAUGAAGAGAAGUUCAUCCGAAAUGGAGAGCCAACUGAAGCCGCCAUCCGUGUGCUGGUGGAGAAGUUGGGCUGUCCUGAUGAAGCCGUCAAUCAGAGAUGCCUCCAAAAGGAGAAACGCUCCAAGGACGACGCGAUGGCCUUCAGCAAUUAUUGGAUGAAAGGCAUGCAGAAGCGUGCCGUCUUGGAGUUCAGCAGGGAUCGCAAAUCCAUGAGUGUUUUGUGGCACGACUCCAGCAGUGGCAGCAACGUGCUCUUCGCCAAGGGCGCCCCCGAGAUGUUGGUGAAGCGAUGUACGAAGAUCAUGAUGCCCGACGGAUCCGUAGAAGACUUGACGGACCAAUGGCGCGCGCAGAUUGAGAACGAACUCGAUCAGAUGGCACAGUCUGCCCUCCGCACCAUGGGCAUGGCGGUGAAGUCUAGUGACUUAGGCGACUUGCAAAGUUACGAUGGAUCUCACGACCAUCAAGGACACCACAUCUUAGCUGAGCCUUCCAACUUCAUCGAGGUUGAGCAAGAGAUGACUUUUGUUGGUAUGGUUGGCAUCUUGGACCCUCCACGACCAGAGUGCAAGCCAGCCAUUGAGGCCUGCCGUGUGGCUGGCAUCAGCGUGAUUAUGAUCACGGGUGACAACAAAACCACGGCCGAAGCCAUCAGUCAGAAGUUGGGCAUUUUGGCGCCUGCUGGCAGUCACAGUGAGAACUCCUUCACGGGGCAGGAGUUUGAGGCUUUGUCAGACGACCGAAAGGUGGAGGUUUUGAGGAAGAUUAUGGAGCGCCGCGACGUCGAGGGCGCGGUCUUCUCCAGGACUGAGCCCAAACACAAACAGCUCAUUGUAAAGAUUCUAAAGUCCUUGGACGAGAUCGCCGCCAUGACGGGUGAUGGUGUGAACGAUGCGCCUGCCUUGAAGCAGGCGGACAUCGGCAUUGCCAUGGGCAUUGCCGGCACUGAGGUGGCCAAGGAAGCCUCUGACAUGGUCUUGGCGGACGAUAACUUCACCAGCAUUGUGGCGGCGGUGGAGGAGGGCCGAUCCAUUUACAACAACAUGAAGGCCUUCAUCCGCUACAUGAUCUCUUCGAAUGUUGGUGAGGUGGCCGCAAUUUUCCUCACGGCAGCACUUGGGGUGCCGGAAGGCCUUACGCCAGUGCAGCUCCUCUGGGUGAACCUGGUGACUGAUGGUCCGCCAGCCACUGCCUUGGGCUUCAACCCACCUGAUUUGGACGUUAUGAGCAAGGCACCUCGCCGAAAAGACGAUCCCUUGAUUUCAGUGUGGUCCUACGUGCGCUACUUCGUGGUUGGCGCCUACGUGGGUUGCGCUGUAGUUGGCAUUUUCAUGUAUUGGUACAUCUUUGAUGUGGCGGAGGAUGCUCAUAGCUUGGUCUCUUUGGAGCAGCUUUUGACCUGGGGAAGCUGCCAAGACUGGCAAGGCUUCAGGGUCAACAACGUGGGUGGGAUCAGCUUUUCGUCUGACCCAUGUGCAUACUUCACAGACGGAAAGGCAAAAGCAUCCACACUUUCGUUGACAGUUUUGGUGGUGAUUGAGAUGCUCAAUGCCUUCAACGCGCUUUCCGAGGAUGGCUCACUAAUUCAGAUGCCUCCCUGGGCCAAUCCUUAUCUCAUCGUCGCUGCCACCAUUUCUAUCGGCAGCCAUUUCGUCAUUUUGUACAUCCCAGCCCUGGCCACCAUCUUUGGCGUGGUUCCCUUGACAAUGCACGACUGGAUGCUGGUCAUGGCCUUCAGUUUCCCCGUGAUUUUGAUCGACGAGAUCUUGAAGUUCAUCGGCAGAAGCACUGAAAAGGGUGCUGCAGCGGCUCUUGAAUAUUCUCUGUUGAAACAUAG